AUGGCGAAGAAUGGGUUUCUGGCGGCGGUUCUGGUGUGCUUGAUCGCGGCGGAUGCUCUCGGUUUCGGUGCGUCUCUUCCUGAUUCGGAGAAAUCCGGCAACUCCUCUCCGCCGCCCCAGCAGGUCCGUUCUCUCUCUUCUGGUUAUGCGAGCUGUCGCGUCUGCAAGUUUUUCGGUUUCGUGGUAGCGAAAGCGACGGCUUCGAUGAUGGUGUUCUGUUCAGGCGUCUCCGCCGCCGGGUCCCGUUUCGGGUUCCAAGAAACCGGAUGGGGAACGGACGAUGCCGGAAAAUCUAGCGAGGUGCCCGCGCCUCCGUCCAAUUCGACGCUUGAAGGCCAAACUGGCGGUGCUUCCGUGAGUCCGCCUUCGGUUGAACGGAAGGAAGAGAAAAAGAAUGAUGAGAAGGAGGAGGACAAGGAGCCGCGUGAGCCGCCAGGAAGCCACGAGACUUGUGACGGAAAAGACGAAGGCAAAGUGUGCCGCGAUCAGGGAGCUCUAACCGCCUGCAUUCUGAGCGUUGAAGCAGGGUUGAGCAAAUUGGUGGUUUUAGUUGAAAAUAAAGGGGAUAGCGCCUUGAUAGUAAAUAGGCGCCUGCCAAAGUCUACGACAGAGAAGCCUGAAAUAAUACCAAAACACCAAAACAAAAAGAUUAAUAUUUCUCUCUCUGCGGCGGAAGGCAACAAAGUUGUAUUAAAUGCUGGGAGAGAAGAUUGCGUGCUUGACAUGGGGCCUCUUGUAUCUGACACCAGUGUUUUCCUCUAUCUCCCUUCGUUUGACAAGCUAAUUACCCCAAUCAAUGGUGCGUAUUUCUUGAUUCUAUCAGUGGUGGUCUGUGGUGGGGUGUUUGCUUGCUGUGCGCUUAGGAAGCAGCGAAGAAAGAGCGAGUUCAGGUAUCAAGAGCUCGAAAUGGGGUCAGGAGAAGGGACCAAUAUAGAAACUGCAGAAGGUUGGGAUCAAGGAUGGGACGAUGAUUGGGACGAGGAGAAUGCUGUGAAAUCUCCAGGUCAACAUCGCAUAGGAAAUAUAUCCGCAAAUGGCCUCACUUCUAGGCCUGCAAAUAGGGAUGGUUGGGAACGGGACUGGGACGGCUAGGAAUUGACAACGAAAAGGAGGAGGAAAAGGAAUCCAGGAGACAUGACAAUACCAAAACCAGGUACUUGCUUCGAUUUCAUACCACCUGUACACUUAUCUUAUGAAAGGUGGCUUCAGUUUGGCUUUGCCAGUAAAAGGUAUACAAUUUGGUUCGUUGAAAUUUUGAAGUUGAGGAGGUGGAUUCUGUUGCCUUCUAAUAUUGCUCGACUCAGGUAGCCUGUACAGUUAGCUUUACAACUAAGGAGUUUUUCGAAACAUUGAGCAAUUCCCUUCCAUUUUCCACUGAUGUCAAUUUGGUAACUUUUAUUAGAACGUGAUUUUGAGUUUGGCAAAGAAAAGUGUCUUUGGUGGCAACUUUUCUUUUUCACAUGAAAAGUGAAUAAUUCACAUUUUCCUUUUUCA
Molecule: messenger RNA, 1494 nt
Organism: Eucalyptus grandis
Lineage: Eukaryota; Viridiplantae; Streptophyta; Magnoliopsida; Myrtales; Myrtaceae
Exons: 3
Coding region: 1-1092 (363 amino acids)
Source: RefSeq, a predicted model, not a curated record